GCCGCAUCUUUAAAAGAAUUAUCUUUUCACACAAAGGUAGCCAGCCUCUUUCACCCGCCUACCAUGGCGCAAAAUAUGCCUGCCACUCCCCAGCGUCCUACGCCGGGCGCCUUCAUCAAUACACCGGCCCGCCCUGGGCUCUUUAAUGUGUCUACAGCUCCACAGCAGCCGCAACAGCAGCAGUCACAACAAGCGCAACCACAAGUAUCCGCGGCCCCAACAGAGACCCCCGUACAGCGCGCCGCCCGCACGAUCAACAUUAUGCUGGACAAGGACAACCGGUAUCCCGCAUUGGAGAACUACAUAGGACAGGGUUUCUCCGGUGAAUACGAGCUUUCCGACGAGCAGCAUGAAGCAUGGUCCCCAUUCCAAAAGGUCCGCACUUUUAGACAUCCCGAGAGUGUCUUUGACCAAGUCAACGAAAUGCAAAUGAACACAAAAAUGGGCCUAUUUGCUGAAAUCAACCACGCCUACGUGACAGUCGACAAUCAGCUCUACCUAUGGGACUAUACUGCCCCGAACCCGGAGCUCAUUGGUUUCGAGGAGCAGCCAAACAAUAUUAUUUGCGUAAGACUGGUCAAGCCGCGGCCCAAGGUUUUUGUCGCCGCUAUCAAGUGGCUGCUCGUUGUCGCGACAGUGGCUGACAUUCAACUGAUUGCUGUCGAGUGUCAAGAUGGUCCGGAAGGUGUGCACGGCUUGACCAUGUAUAGGACCGGCAUGUCAGUGUCUACCAAGGGUCUUAGCGUCACGAGCAUCGAAGGAUCCCCUUCCACGGGGCGCAUUUUCUUUGGCGAGAGCAACACCGAAGAUGUCUGGGAACUCAACUACCAACAAGAGGAGCGAUGGUUCUCGAAUCGCUGCAGCAAGAAAAAUCAUGUCUCCAAUACAGUCGGCUUGCCCGCAUUACCCUAUUUCGGAUACACGAGCCGGGUCGGCACCAGACAGAUGAUCAUGGACGAUUCCCGGAAACUUCUAUAUACUCUUUCGACCAAUGGCACCAUCAACGUAUACCAUUUACAGACACCAACGCUCCUUGUAAAUGUCAUCAAAAAGCCUUUACAUUCGAUCAAGACCUCGUGUAGCCAUAUGGUUCGGGACGCGCCAGCUAUGUCCAAUCUGGAAAUUGUUGGCCUACAUCCUAUUUCCGCUUCGGAAGCGGAUCACAUGUCUAUAGUAGCCAUUACCUCGACGGGUGUGCGGAUAUAUCUGAGUACAACCUCUGGUGGUUGGGUGGACACCUCCACUGCGCCUAAUAGCAUGGCGGUUCGCCAUAUCCGAUUCCCUCCUGUAGAUCCAAAAAUUACUUCUCCGCCCAAUACAACUACCAGCACUUCGAUGCAACCUUUCCAAGGGGCUUCCACGGCCGGUCAGGAUUCAAAAUACUUGGUACAAACUAUCGUGGGAUUCCGAUAUGCCCCUGGGACUUUCUUCAGUAUUGUGCAAUCUCCCUCUGGUGAUCACAAGGUUUUCGCAUCGGCCCCACACUCUGGCCAGUUCGUAAACCCACAGGAGGCACUGCGAUACACUGAAUCGGGUCAAGUCUUCGCAUUAACAGGGCAACUCCAAGAUGUUGGACAAGUCACCGCGCCCUUCUCAGCUCGCGAUCAACCAACUGGCUUUGGGAACGAGCUUGCAGUUCAAUUUGACGUACCCACGAGCCAAUAUGCAAUUCUCACUCAUUACGGGGUGGACACCCUGAGGCGGAGGCGAUUGGUCGACAUCUUCGCAGGUAUCAUCAAGCAGGGCGGCGGAACUGAAGGCCUUGACGGUGCAGUGAGGAAGUUCUUAAAGCAGUACGGUUUGGCGGAGAUGGCAUCCACCGCGCUUGCAGUAGCCUGUGGUCAAGGAUCGGAAGUGGGUGCUGACUACAGAAUCGCCAAAGUAAUGGACCCCGAUGUGCUUGAAUAUGCACGCAAAGCUUUUAUUGAAUUUGGUGGUCGACCCCAGUUGACCGAGGAUGCUGCCGUUGAGGGACUCAGUGUGGACAAUGUUCGAGCGUCACCGCGCCAUGACGGCAUUGCGCUUUAUGUCGCUCGUCUUGUCCGGUCAAUAUGGGACACUACCAUAAUCGUGGAGACCGUGAAACCGACUGGGCUGGUUAUGGGGUCCAGGCACAGCCCCGCCAAGCUACAGGAGAUUCAACGCGCCCUAGUACAGGUACAAGAAUUCUUGGAAGCUAACAAGGCCUUUAUUGACGGCUUGGCUGGUCCAGAGGCUCUCGGGAGAGUCGCUUCAAGACAAGAAGAGGUUGAACUGCAGGGAGAAAACCGGGCUUUGACGAGCUUGCUAAUGAUGAUCAACAACAUCGUAGAAGGAAUCUCGUUCACGCUGGUCCUUUUCGAAGAGCGGGUAGAAGACAUCAUGCUUCUACUUCCAAAGGACUUGGAAGAGCACGUGCGAAAACUCACAUACCACGGUCUUUUCGCACUGGUAGAGGGCAAAGAUCUCGCCCGAGAGCUCGUCAAGGCGAUUGUCAAUCUGAACAUUGCGAAAGGUUCAAAUGUGGAAAGCGUUGCUGAAAGCCUGCGGAGAAAGUGCGGUAGCUUUUGCAGCUCCGACGACGUGGUCAUCUUCAAAGCGCAAGAAAACCUGAAGAAGGCAGCUGACGUGGGGGCGAACGCAGAUAGGGGUCGCAUGCUUCUUAACGACAGUCUGCGACUCUUUGAGCAGGUGGCUAAGAGCUUGAACUUUGAGCAUCUGACUGCAGCAGUGGACAAGUACUCCGAGCUACAAUUCUAUGCUGGGGCUAUUCGUCUAGCACUCAAAGUGGCACAGGAGGGUGACCGUGGUAACAAAGGUUUGACCUGGUUAAGAGAUGGUCAACCUGCUCAAGAUGCGCGCGAGCCGUUCUACCGCAAGCGUACAGGCUGUUACGACCUUGUGUUCAAAGUCAUCGACGCUGUGGACCGAGCUUUCAGUGCUCAAGGUGUGAUACAGCCCGAUGGUAUCAUCUCGCAAAUCACUCGUCGCAAGCUUGAAGCAUACGAGCAAAUCAACAAUUCCGACGAUGAAGUCUUCCAGAACUACUUGUACGACUGGUAUCUCCAACAAGGAUGGGCUGAUCGCUUGCUUGAGAUCAAUUCGCCGUUUGUCGUUGAGUAUCUUCGACGAAGCUCGGAUGACAAUCUUGCUCACGCAGAUCUCCUAUGGCGAUACUAUGCUCACUACAACGAUUUCUUGAGUGCAGCGGAGGUUCAAUUCCAACUUGCAAAGAGUUCCUUCAAUCUUCCAUUGGAGAAGAGGAUUGAAUAUCUGUCGCGCGCGAAGGCAAAUGCAUCGACGCGUAUGACGGGAUUUUCCGAGACCGGUGUACGGAAUAGACAAUCCAGGCAGGAGCUGUUGCGCAACAUUUCGGACUACCUAGACAUCGCCAACAUUCAAGACGACUUGUUGGACAGGAUCAGGAGCGAGACGCGCUUGGACAAACACCGCAAGAAGGGAGUCAUCCAGGACCUGGACGGCGCUAUUCAGUCCAUAGAUGAGCUUUACCAUAAGUACGCCGACCAGGCCGGAUACUACGAUAUCUGCCUGUUCAUCUAUCAUUCCGCCGAUUACCGCGAUAUAUCCAAUGUCCGCAACACAUGGGCCAACCUCAUUGAGCAAGCACAUCGCGAGGCGAUAGCUGAGGGCCAAACGUCGCCCUGGGAGAAAAUCAGCCUGAAAGUCGAGGAGAUUGGCCGCCGCGUCAGUCUCAACGAAAACAUUAUUCCUGUCGACACGGUCCUGCAAAUUAUCCUCCAAUACCACGUUACCUUCUAUGCCACCGACCCAGCGGCCCUGCGCCACGACCCCACCCUUCUUCUCUGCUCCUCCUUUACAUGGCCAAUCGAUAUUUUCAUUCACCUUGGCGUACCCUUCGAGUCCAUCAUCGCCACGCUCGAGACUAUGUGGUACAAGCAGGAGGAACCUUUCCGCACACGCGCGAAUCGUAAGUUCAUCGUCAAGUGGAUCAUCUACACGGUCGAACAGUGGCGCGACGUCAGUAGACGCCAGGGCGGUAUGUUCGGAAACGCGGAGAACGCGAUCGGGCUUGCGGAUUGCUUAAGGGUUGUCCUGAGCAGCAACGAGAUGAAGGAUCGGGAAGACAUGGAGUGGAUGGAGCGUGGAAGAGAGGUGAGCUCUUUGGUUGAGGAGGCGGCGAGAUAAUGCAUAGGGUUGAAUCGAUAUGAACAAGAUGAAUACCCCUGAGGGAGUGAACGAGUAAGGGGGAGAGCAUCAGCGUUGCGUGUGUCUCAUUGAGGGGGAGAUUGUUUGGGCAUCUGUUUUUGUACAAAAAUCAUGGGACACUUUUUCUCUUAUCAUUUUGACUUUUUUUUUUAUUCUC
Molecule: messenger RNA, 4324 nt
Organism: Periconia digitata
Lineage: Eukaryota; Fungi; Ascomycota; Dothideomycetes; Pleosporales; Periconiaceae
Source: the annotation of a GenBank genome assembly